Phlebotomus papatasi is the source of this 476-nucleotide messenger RNA. Its product is annotated as histone H2B. NCBI's taxonomy places the organism in Eukaryota, Metazoa, Arthropoda, Insecta, Diptera, Psychodidae. The coding region runs from base 58 to 429 and encodes 123 amino acids. Gene Ontology annotation, molecular function: DNA binding; protein heterodimerization activity; structural constituent of chromatin. The record is from RefSeq and is a predicted model, not a curated record. Gene Ontology annotation, cellular component: nucleosome. The transcript has a single exon.
UUCCCUGUACGACUUUUUAGUAUCAAAAGUUACUUCACUGAGAAUACUUCAAUUACAAUGGCUCCGAAGACUAGUGGAAAGGCUGCCAAGAAGGCUGGAAAGGCCCAGAAGAACAUCUCCAAGACGGACAAAAAGAAGAAGCGCAAGCGUAAAGAGAGCUAUGCCAUUUACAUCUACAAAGUGCUGAAGCAGGUCCAUCCUGACACUGGCAUCAGCAGCAAAGCCAUGAGCAUCAUGAACAGCUUCGUGAAUGACAUCUUCGAGCGCAUUGCUGCAGAGGCUUCUCGUCUGGCCCAUUACAACAAGCGUUCGACCAUCACGAGUCGCGAAAUCCAGACUGCUGUGCGUCUCCUGCUGCCCGGAGAAUUGGCCAAGCACGCCGUAAGUGAAGGAACUAAAGCCGUCACUAAAUACACCAGCUCCAAGUAAAUUCUUCCAAAUCUUCUGAUUUGCAACAAAAAACGGCCCUUUUGAGG